AAAUUCUGCAGCAGCUUCGUGGCCUUUUCAUUGGCUGAAACCACAGUCAGAUUCUCCUGCGGAAUUAUCUGAUUGAAAAUCAGGGAGGAGAAAGACAGAAAGAGCAACAAGUGGAUGUUUUACGCUGCUUUGCUUUUAGAACUUUGAGGAAAAGGAUUUUUUGCAACGCGUUUCUCCUCAACUGGAAGGAUUUUCUUUAAAAGGAAAUUUUAUUUGUUUUUGGUGUUGGGAGGCUGUUCAGUUAACGGAUCAACAUGCCUCGUUCGUUUCUGGUGAAAAACAAAAGGUGCACGUCUUAUAAUGUCCACAGAGCCUAUGAAGACGAGCAGAACCUCUCCAUAUGUGCCGAAAUGCCAGCAGAGGUUCAGACCACAGACUCUUCAGAAAAGCCUCCAUCUUCACCUGCAGGUCGCUGCUCACCUGAAAAGGACGAAGCGGAGCGUGAAGGCACUUUACCUGUUCACCCAGAGCCAACCAGACCUCCGGUAGCUCCCACACAGCCCUACUACCCAACAGAGCCUCACAUGGCCGAGUUCCCUCCCUACUAUAAGCCCACGUUCACCUGGGAGUCGCCGUCCUACGACCUCCGUCAGAUGAGCUUCAGCCCCACGGUGCUGCAGCAUGCCAGCAAUCUGUACGGAAGCCACAUCCGGAGCAGCCCUCAGCCGGAUCAGCCUCUGGACUGCAGCACCCACUACUCCCCCACCUCCAACACCUACCACUGCAUCACCUGCGACAAGGUGUUUUCGACGCCUCACGGACUGGAGGUUCACGUCAGGAGGUCUCACAGCGGCAUGAGGCCUUUCGGAUGCAGCAUCUGCAGGAAAACCUUCGGUCACGCCGUCAGUCUGGAGCAGCACAUGAACGUCCACUCACAGGAAAAAAGCUUCGAGUGUAAGAUGUGUGGGAAAUCCUUCAAGCGCUCGUCCACUCUGUCCACACACCUGCUGAUCCACUCGGACACGAGGCCUUAUCCCUGCCAGUACUGUGGGAAGAGAUUCCACCAGAAGUCGGACAUGAAGAAACACACGUACAUCCAUACAGGCGAGAAGCCCCACAAAUGCCAGGUGUGUGGCAAAGCGUUCAGCCAGAGCUCCAACCUGAUCACACACAGCAGGAAGCACACGGGAUUCAAACCGUUCGGCUGCAACGUUUGCUCAAAGGGCUUCCAGCGAAAGGUGGAUCUCCGUCGGCACCAUGAGAGCCAACAUGGCAUGAAAUAGUAGUGUUAAAUUAACGUUUACAAUAAGUUUCCGUUAAAUAAAAGAUCUAUGAAGAUUAACCGCAGGGAUAAAGUUCGCUGAAGGCCUGUUUGAGAUAAUAUAUUGGAAGAAAAAUGUGUUUACAUGUGGAUAAAAGGGAGAAAUGUCAUUGUGUUCAUUGUAAUUUUGUAUAAUAUAUUUAAAAUAAACUGUGUGUGAUGUAAAGUGGUUGACAAAUGCUGAAUAAAGGGUGAACCGAGAA
Molecule: messenger RNA, 1464 nt
Organism: Amphiprion ocellaris (clown anemonefish)
Lineage: Eukaryota; Metazoa; Chordata; Actinopteri; Pomacentridae
Gene: gfi1b
Product: growth factor independent 1B transcription repressor
Exons: 7
Coding region: 255-1223 (322 amino acids)
Cellular component (GO): nucleus
Source: RefSeq, a predicted model, not a curated record